AUGAAGACUACUUCAUCGUUUACAAAAAAGGCCAAAGAUGUCAUUGAUCCUCGCACUAAUAAAACCAUGGUGAAUGUUAUGUGGCCGCCUAAAAAUCAAGCUAAAAGAAUUCCGCUUCCUAAACGUUUACGAGAAGGCACUUUGGACUCAAUGCAAUUCUGGAUUUAUGAUGAUGCUACUGCAUCAGUAGUGAUUAAGCUGAAAAAGAACCAGUAUCUCAUUGUUGAUCCCAAAGACUUAUUGAAGUUUUGUGAAUGUUACAUCCAAACUUUGUCAAACUUUCAAAUAAUUAUUAAGAAUGAAUGGUUAGAAGCAAUCGAAAAAGCCUUCACCGGAAUGGUAGCUACCAUAAUUGAAAGGAAACUAUAG
This is a messenger RNA of Lactuca saligna, 369 nucleotides long. The record is from the annotation of a GenBank genome assembly. Lineage: Eukaryota; Viridiplantae; Streptophyta; Magnoliopsida; Asterales; Asteraceae.